AUGAUUGAAUUUGAGCUAUACUAUGAAACCUUCCUAGAUAGGUGGAUUUCUACUAUCGAACCUAAACUUGAACCAGAGGAGGAGCCAUAUUAUGAAUCUGAUUCGGAGCUAGGGGACGAGUCGAGGUAUGUACCAGGACCAGAGGCAGAUGCAGAGCAUGAGCCAGUGUUCGAGCUAGACCCUGAGCUAGGAGAUGACCAGGAAUUUGAGCCAGAGUCAUGUAUAUCGUCAGACGAUGAAGCCCCUCCAUCUAAACUACGUAGGAUUCAAAAUGAUGGGACAAGUGAAGAUGAAGACUAG
Messenger RNA from Fraxinus pennsylvanica, 300 nucleotides. The record is from the annotation of a GenBank genome assembly. NCBI's taxonomy places the organism in Eukaryota, Viridiplantae, Streptophyta, Magnoliopsida, Lamiales, Oleaceae.